AUGAUCGAGGGAGAUGAUCGUCACGAUAUCCAUUGUGGUCCGGUGAAUGAUGCCAUAUUCCUUUGUUCGCCUCUGCGGCAAGCUGGUCAGAGGCCCAGCAGUACGCACCAGGACGUUGGCAUGGAGGGCUCAGAUCCACCCGGGAAAGAAGCGCCUCGCUUUGCUGCUGCCAGCGAUGACCGUUGCGAGCUCCCGCAGAUUCCGAGUAAACAUCCUCGACGGACUCGGGUCUGGAACGAGGACGAGAGAGUCUGGGAAACGGCGGUCUCCAGCGAUAUUCCUCCUUCCUCGCCGCGUACCUUUGGUCGAUUACGGGUCGAUCCCAACUUUCUUCCGGUGAGAUAUGGCUCACAACCAUCACCCUCGCCAGUUUCUGCCUCGAGCUCAACGACGAGGUCCGUCCCUCCGAUGACGAAGUCCUCACACAAGAUCCUUCAGCUUACGGGCUUCGAUCCUCGAUUCGAGCGAGCCCUGCCAAUAGGGCAUCAGCAGAUUCCCGGAUCACCCUCCUCGCCCCCCUCGCCCCCCUCGCCUAGCUCUCCGACCAGCACAGCCAGUGUAUGGAGUCAGCCCGAAGCUGGGAAUGACGAGCAGGAAGCAUCGCCCAAGAAUUCGAGCAUGUCGGUCGGGCAGUCGAUUAUCCAGUCACCCAAUGGCGAGGGGGAACGACUGACCCCGUCGAUAUACAACAUCUCGGACCGUAGCUCGAGAUCUUCUCGCCAAUCUCGCGAGCCCGUGAAGACCCAGAUGAGCACUGCGCAAGUCUUGACACCACAGCAGCCGGUUCUGGCGCCAGAACAAGAAGAGCUCCGACGCCCAACCUCCCCGUUGACGGGGCCGGCGAACCAUUCAACCGAAGUCCUUGCUCUCCCAGAAAUCCUUGACCAGGAUACCCUCCGUGAGCAGAUGGGUGCCGAAAGGAAACCAGGCAGUGCACACAAACACUCGGUCUCCAAGGCCGCGUCCUCGACUAUUCUCCCCAAGCCCCUGGCUAUACCGCUAAAAUCAAGUUUGAAGGGUAAGGGAAGGGAGAAAGGGAAACCUCAAGACAUAGAUAUCACCAAUCCUCCGAAGAAGGCUUCCUUCUUUCGCAGAUCGGCGAAAGACUCUCUGGAAUGGGAUAUCUACGAUGCGGGCUUCAAAGAGGAUCCGAGUAGAAGCAGGCACCAUACUCCCACUACGCCAGUGAGCCCGAUGUUCAGCAUGGAGUCCGACCACCUGGUCCUCGGUCCGCCCCUGGGAAGCGGCGAGAGCCCGAAAACAAGAGCGAGGAUUUGGGGCACCGGGAAGCAUCCCUUGAAGAGCCCGUUCCCAUUCACCAGGAGCCACCACGAGACAACAGCCAUAGGAGACGGCGACGACGAGGCGGCGGAUACUGUGCAGUCGCCCUCGACGCCCCGUAGCUUCACACGCCGGCUGUCGAACACCAUGAAGCACCUGUCCCCCACAUCGCCAGUCAACAAGAAGAAGGCUGCCUCGGUACCUCCGUCGAGCAAUAAAUACGUGAUUACAAACGGGGCCCGGAGAGCAGAUGGACCAGCCACGCCCCUACCUCCCAAGAACGGCUUGAGCUUCGCGGAGGGCUUGGUGAGGGGCAAGGAGGUGGUCGGGAAAGUGAAGAAGAGUGUCGGCGGUACCAGCAAGGAGGAGAAGAGGAGGGAGAGCUUGAAAAAGCGGAUCGUCGUCGUGGGGAUUACUGACCAGAGCCCUGGACUAGGCCUGUUCCCGGGGUUGGGCUUGAUUUCUAAACGCAUGUCCAGUUGA
Drepanopeziza brunnea f. sp. 'multigermtubi' MB_m1 is the source of this 1764-nucleotide messenger RNA. The record is from RefSeq and is a predicted model, not a curated record. Lineage: Eukaryota; Fungi; Ascomycota; Leotiomycetes; Helotiales; Drepanopezizaceae.